Molecule: messenger RNA, 809 nt
Organism: Juglans microcarpa x Juglans regia
Lineage: Eukaryota; Viridiplantae; Streptophyta; Magnoliopsida; Fagales; Juglandaceae
Product: oleosin H2-like
Exons: 1
Coding region: 102-584 (160 amino acids)
Biological process (GO): lipid storage; response to freezing; seed oilbody biogenesis
Cellular component (GO): membrane; monolayer-surrounded lipid storage body
Source: RefSeq, a predicted model, not a curated record
UGCUUUCUAAGUAUCUAUAUCCGCCAUCCUCUCUCUCUCUCUCUCAGAAACCGAAGCAACUAGCAAUAUCGCACACCCACAAAACACAAAAAUAUACCGCCAUGGCCGAGCAGUACCAACAACAACGCCCCAGUACCGAUACCGGCAUGAAAGGCAUGUUCUCUGGAAAGGGUCAGGGUCAGGGUCCCCCGACUUCGAAAGUUAUAGCAGUUGUCACUCUCCUACCCCUCGCCGGUUUCUUUCUCCUUCUUUCUGGUCUCACGCUCGUGGCAACGCUCAUCGGGCUAGCUGUAUCCACCCCGCUGUUCGUCAUUUGCAGCCCGGUUUUGGUCCCGGCGGCAGUAGUCAUUGCCUUGGCAGUGACCGGGUUUUUGGCGUCGGGAGCUUUCGGUAUCACCGGGCUCUCGUCGCUCUCGUGGAUAGCCAACUAUCUGCGUCGAACAAGGGUGCCGGAGCAACUCGAACAUGCAAAGCGGCGGGCCCAGGAGGCGGCUGGGCAGAUGGGUCAGACUGUCACCGGAAAGGCCCAGGAAACAGCUGGAAAGGCUCAAGAGGCUGGGAGGGGUGAAGAAAAACGAACAUGAAAACGAUCGACGCCUUAGUGUUGUGAGCCUUGUGAACUAGCUAGUUUGGUCAAUGUCUUCUUUGUUUACCUUAAUUUGUAUGUGUAAGCUAGGAAGAAGUCUCAGUGGUAAAUAGUUCUGGGUUUUCAAGUAAAUAUCAGUGUAAUAAAAAAGGGUUAUUGCAGAAGAAAAGGCAAGCUAGGCAUGCAUGCAUAUUUGGCAGUGUCUACGCAUUUUGUUUAUAAA